This is a messenger RNA of Lolium perenne, 1141 nucleotides long. RefSeq lists its product as uncharacterized. The record is from RefSeq and is a predicted model, not a curated record. Lineage: Eukaryota; Viridiplantae; Streptophyta; Magnoliopsida; Poales; Poaceae. Gene Ontology annotation, molecular function: protein binding.
CGGGCGCGGGAUGGGUCGCCCGGUUGGAGAUGCCCUAAUGGCGCAGCCGGCCCUCGAGGAAAUCUUGCUCCGCCUUCCCACGGCCGCCGAUCUAGCCCGCGCCUCCAUGGCCUGCAUCUCCUUCCGCCGCGUCAUCACCGGCCACCCCUUCCUCCGCCGAUUCCGCAUCCUCCACCCGCCGCCUCUCCUCGGAUUCCUGUGCGGCAACCUUAUCCCGGCCCAGCCUCCCCACCCUUCCGCCGCCGCCGCAGCCACCUUUGCCAACACCGACUUCUCCUGCUCCUUCCUCCCCCCGUCCAUCGACCGCUGGUGUCUCCGCGACGGCCGCGCCCUUUUCUCCCCCGCCCUCGAGGGAUACAGCGACGACUACAACCCCCGCGACCUGGUCAGGGAAUUCGCCGUCUGCGACCCCCUGCACCGGCGCUACCUGCCAUCCCCGACGAUAAGUCCAUCUGCCGGACAUCGUGGAAUGCGAGCCCUUCCUUGCUCCUCCCGACCAAGUUAUCGAUGAUGAACACAAAACCUUGAUAUGAUUGCUGCUGAUUUAUCACAUCGGACUCUGACACAAGAAUGUCACCACAGCAACCUUAAGAAUGUUAUGAUCGGUGGCUUUUGUUCUGCAAGGAGCGUGAUUAAGCUAACAAGUCAUAUUCUCGAGAAAGCGCCAGUCUUAUAUUGGACACCACUGAAGGUCUUUUUAGGUUCCUUCCAAUAAAACUGGCGAAUGCCUUCCCAGGACUAAAUACACUACCUGGGAAGCCAACAAAGCAACCCUGGCAAUCGAAAAGAUACAUCAAGUGGAACUUCCCUCUACAAUUGACUUGGAAGUUGUGAAGCCUUGCAGCUCAUGCGUUGCGCGCGUUAAUGGAUUGUAGACAUAUUAGCUGAUUGUGAUAAUAAGUGCCCAAUGUUUAAUUAUGUGCAGUAGAUGUGUUAGGAAUACUUCUGUUCCUCUGACAACAUACUAGGAGAUAGAGGGGCAACACUAUACUUUGUGUCCUUUCUUUUUUUGCUUCAGAACAUUAUCGGUGCUGUGUUGAUCUUUACAAGUUUGACCUUGUGCAAGUUGCCAGAUUCUCCUUGUGAAUUCGAAGGCAAUGAUAUGUUCUGGAUUAUGAUUAUUUAACAUGGUUUCGCUUAA